This is a messenger RNA of Papaver somniferum (opium poppy), 978 nucleotides long. RefSeq lists its product as uncharacterized. The coding region runs from base 1 to 978 and encodes 325 amino acids. NCBI's taxonomy places the organism in Eukaryota, Viridiplantae, Streptophyta, Magnoliopsida, Ranunculales, Papaveraceae. The transcript is spliced from 2 exons. The record is from RefSeq and is a predicted model, not a curated record.
AUGAAGUUAUUUCCACAACCAAUAACAAGUCCAAAUAGAAUAGAGAAAUAUUCGCCAACGCUGAUUAGGUCAAUAAGAAGCGGUAAUGGAAGGAGCAAAAGUAGAAGAAGAUCAUCAUCAUCAUCAAGAUUGAGUCCAAUGUUUUCAAUCAGAACAACAAAGAGAAAUAACAACGGAAGAAAUGAAACAACACUAGAACCAUCUUCACCUAAAGUUAAUUGUUGUGGAGAAAUUAGAGUCAAAAGAAGUUCUUCAAAUCAAACAACUACAAAGAAGAUUGUUAAAACAAAUCAUACUCAUAAUUGGAUUCAAAAGAUUUUGUUCUGUAAAUGUUCUUCAAUUGUAAAAACCAAGAAGAAAUCUAGACCAGUUUUGGGAAAAUGGCUUGUUUGUCUUCAGAUUGGAUGUUUGCAGAAAAGGGUUGAAGAAGUUGUGGAAGAUGAUAAUCAUAAUAUGAAAUCAGGAAAAGAAGAUAAAACAGAGGAAUCUCAAGAUGGUCAUGAUGAUGAUAAAGGAGAAGAAACUAGUGAACCAGCUGCUAAGGUUGUCUCUGUUCCACCAAAAAAUGCUUUAUUACUAAUGAGAAGUAGAUCAGAGAGUUACUACAGACCUACUUCUUUAGCUCAUCUCUUCUGGGGUUCUCCUAAUGAAGAAGAAGACGAGGUUACAGAACAAAAUGUAAACCCUAGAUGGAGUAAAGACACAAAAAUCGAAGAAAAAGAUUUGGGGGUUUCUGAAGAAAUUAGAAGUCCAAGAGAUAAAAUUGGGGAUGAAUUAAAGAAGACGAGGAAGGUUUUUGAUCAGUUUUCACCUAUAGAGCUAAGAAGAAGUAAAUCUGAUCCAGCAAGAAUAUCAGAAGAAGUUAAAAUUAAAGAUGCAGAGGAAAUAACUAUUCAUUUAGAUAACGAUUUGAUACCAGGCAUUUCACAUGACUGUCCUAAUCCAAUUUUGAUUUCAAAAUCUCAUUGUUUGGCAUGA